Molecule: messenger RNA, 1195 nt
Organism: Cicer arietinum (chickpea)
Lineage: Eukaryota; Viridiplantae; Streptophyta; Magnoliopsida; Fabales; Fabaceae
Product: pentatricopeptide repeat-containing protein At3g05340
Biological process (GO): RNA modification
Cellular component (GO): intracellular membrane-bounded organelle
Molecular function (GO): protein binding; RNA binding
Source: RefSeq, a predicted model, not a curated record
CAACAUGAUCUUAGUUAAAUUGAUGACGGGAUCUUCUAAGUUAUAGCAAUGAUUGUCUCUUUCAUAAUAUUGAGAUUAAGAUAAGUACUAGUAUUAUUUUUGGAGAAGAACACAACACAAGUGGCACUCUGUAAUCCAUCCAUCGACAGAGUUUCUGUGAAGACAACAAUAGCAACGAGAAUGGGAUCGUCGUUGUUGUGUACCUUCAACUUAACAACAACAACAAUACCCACGUUUGUAAACACCACUUUUCCAUUGUCUGUGUCUGUGAAGAAGAAAACAAGAGCGAGUUGCAGUGGCAGAACCGAUGAUGAUCCUCUGUCCACUUCCUCGGCUUACUCCGUCCUCGGAAUCCAACCCGACUCCUCCGCCGCCGAUAUUAAAGCCGCUUUUCGAGCUAAAGUGAAGCAGUUUCACCCAGACCUCAACAGACAUGAAAAUUCUGAUGCUAUCAUUCGCCGUGUGAUUCAAGCAUAUCAGAUACUAUCCAACUACACUUCAUCACAAAUAAUUGAAAGUGAAUGCUUAGAUCCAUUUGACAGGCCAGAGUGUGACGCUUUUGAUCUAUUUGUUAACGAGCUUCUUUGCGUCGGCAAAGCUUGUUCAAGUUCCUGUGUGAAAAGAGCCCCUCAUGCUUUCACAUUUGUCUCUUCAACUGGAACAGCACGUGCCUUUUCGCAAGGUCAAGGAGAAGAUUACCAAGUUCAGUGUGCUGUUGGACAAUGCCCUAGAAAUUGCAUUCAUUAUGUAACCCCGUCGCAGAGAAUUCUUUUGGAGGAGAUACUUCACAGUAUAAUAGAUGCACCGUAUGAUACAUCAGCUGAGGCAGACUUGCUCUAUUCACUUAUAACCAAAGCUAAGUUUGAGAAUAACCGAUACCAAAAGCCUAAGAAGAAAACCAAAACUUCAAGCCAGCAUGUCGGUUGGUUUUAACGUGCCCGUGUUUCACUCCCUAACCAAUAGUCAAUAGAUAGCACUGAGAUUGAUGACACAAUCAUGGUUCUCAAUGCUACCAGUAAAUUUUUUACCAGGUUCUUAUAGGAGCCUUAUACCUCAAUUUUCUGAAACAUGUAAUCUACUUACUAUUUGGCACGUCUGGGUUAUGUAACAAAGUAGCACUUUUAAUGUACACAAAUUUGAGUAUAUGAAGAUUGAGGAAUGAAGGACAGUCCAACAGUGGAACUGUUUUAAAACA